Molecule: messenger RNA, 2809 nt
Organism: Neodiprion virginianus
Lineage: Eukaryota; Metazoa; Arthropoda; Insecta; Hymenoptera; Diprionidae
Product: DNA-directed primase/polymerase protein-like
Exons: 4
Coding region: 236-1660 (474 amino acids)
Biological process (GO): mitochondrial DNA replication; response to UV; error-prone translesion synthesis
Cellular component (GO): nucleus; mitochondrial matrix
Molecular function (GO): chromatin binding; DNA-directed DNA polymerase activity
Source: RefSeq, a predicted model, not a curated record
UCUCGACAGGUUCCGACAGGCAACAAUCGGACUACCGACUUUGUAUUCCGUCAACCCCGUCAAAACAGAGAUCUAGACUCAGGCAGGUUGAAGUGUCAAAAUAAAGGAAAGUUUCUGACGUAGAUUAGCCAAUUCUGUGUUUUGAAUUAUCCAACGCCCAGAAGAUCAAGGUGACGAACUUGAGAAAAUAUUUACUUUGGAAAGUAGAUAAAAAUCCACCGAAAAAUCAACAAUAAUGAGUAAAAUAUCGAAAAAUACAUUUUAUGGAAAAACAUUGAUCGAAAGUCACGCUCAGCAUCAAUCUAGAGUCAGGGAAUUAUCGUCGUCCAUACACGAUAGCGAAGAAGCUAAGAUUAAGCGAAGACGGUUGUUGGGACCAUCUGAAUUUUGGGGCGAAUUUUGGAGGCAGCAAGAAGCGUUGCUUGUAGCCGAUCAAGGAAGUUCAAACUCAAUGCAUACCUUCGUUUUGCAAUAUGAUGAGGGAUACAGAAAAUUCAUUGUAGCGCACCCAGAAAUCUACUGGCUUGUCGAUGAAUCUAGACCCAAGGACCAGAGAUGUUCAUACGAGGUUAUACCUGACGGCUCUCCUUGCCACCUAUAUUUUGAUUUGGAAUUUGGAAAGGAUCUAAACCCAUCAAGCGAUGGCUCAAAAAUGACAAAAACACUGAUCGAUGUAUUUUGUGCACAUUUUUUGGAACACUGGGGUUUUCCUUGCAGAAGAUCGGAGGUUCUAAGCCUGGACUCAACCACCGACGUUAAAUUCAGCCGGCAUUUAGUGUUCCGUGUGAAAAACGUUAUGUUCAAGAAUAACAAACAUGCAGGACGGUUUGUUAAAACCAUAUGCUCUAAUAUUCGGCAAAGUUUGUUGCUAGACAAUGCCACACGAUCCGCCGUUGAUAAUAUUUUAAGCCGCUUUCACAAAGAAGAUUUGGCAGAGUUAUUUAUCAAUACCACAAAGGGAAAAGAGCUCUUUGUAGAUGAAGGAGUCUACACAAGAAACAGGCACUUUCGAAUUUACAAGUCUACCAAGUUGGGAAAGAAUUCUCACCUGACCGUGAGCGACGAUUCUGAGUACAUCCUCAGCACAACAUACACGAACAAAGAAUUGGGAUUAUUCUUGGACUCUUUGAUAUCUUAUGUACCAAGUACUAAGAAUUUGAUUUUACUUGAAUACCAGGAUAAAAAUUCGGUAGACGCGAUUAAAUAUUCCAAAGAAUGCUUAAGUCAGCGUCGGGUUUAUGUCAGAGCUGAGAAGAAAAUUGAAUCACCAUAUCCUGACAUCGAUAAAUUCAUUUUAGACAUUGUGAAACCUGGCAAAAUUCGGGAAGUCAAACUUCUGAAUAACAGCGUACUGUUAUAUGCAUUCAUAGAUCAUAGAUACUGUGCCAAUAUAGGCAGGCCACAUAAAAGCAAUGGGGUAUAUUGGGUUGUUGAUUUGAAUAACAAAGUAGCAUUCCAAAAGUGCUACGAUCAUGACUGCGCUGGCUUUAAAUCUGCACCCAGAGAAUUACCAGAAAAAAUAUGUUUCGAAAUGGACAAGGAAACUGACAUCCUUCUGUCCUCUGUUCCUGACCCUCAAGACUGCUCUUUGUGUCAGACUGAUAAUUUCGUCGCAUUAGAAGAUGACGAUUUAGAAUUAGCAAAUAUCGAUCUACCAUAAUCUACAAUUUAGAAAUUGAUUUUUCUAGCAUAUUCUAUCUAAUCAUUGUACAUACAUACACAUAUGCACGUAAAAUAUUAAUAUAUUCAAACGUCAGCUAGCUUUUGGCGUUGCCAUGCAAUUGUAAAAAUUCAAGAUUUCAACAAUAUGUUUUUAUACUCUGUACACGGAUUAAAAUAUAGACAUCUUGAUUUUUACACACCUGUUGCCAUGCUAUCGCAUAAUAAUUCUGAAACCCCGAUAAAAUUCAACUAACAAUUCUAAAUCUAAUCUCAACGAAAAAGCGAUAAACGCUACAAAGCCGAAAUUAUCAUAGUUCUCGACGGCGUGCCGACCCGGCUACUGAACGGCGAACGGACAGCAUUUGCAAUAUGAAAACCAAGUCUCGAUACUUUAGACAUUUUACGGGUAAAUCUAUUAGACAAGAAAAGUUGAAAAAUUGGACUAGCAAUAUUGAAGAACGAAGUAAAUCUACGAUUACUCCGAUGCAACGUAUGGAUCAAGCGGCUCAUGAAUUGGCACAUAAAAUUAUUGGAAAAGAUGGGGAAAAACUCGAAUUAAUAUUGGAUCGUCGAGCGUAACGUAGUAAAUUCACCGCUUCGUGUACCAAACCGGCCGCUGGUUCGAUAUGAAAUAACGGAUAGCUCGGGAUGCCAAAUAACCGAAAUACAGAUGACUCAGUACCUCAAGUAACCGAAAGCCCAAAGUUUGGUGCGCCUUCGGGAGUCGAUAUCAAUUCAGGUUCUUCUUACAACCGGGACGUGAAUGCAGGCUUCAACAUUUUGCAUCUCAAAUAGGAACACCACAUCUUGGAGAAACCUCUGCCAGACGAGUUUAAAUAAAUUUGAAUGCAGUGUUGAUUUAUUUGUGGCGAUUUAUUGUACUUAAUUGUAUAGUAUAUUUCUGAUGGUUUUGUAUAAAGAAUUUUUAGCAUCGACUGUACUUUGAUUACAAACUGUGACGUUUGUGUAAGAAGUACGACUCGAUGAUGGAAGUUUUUAUGCAACAUUUUGCAGUGUAUUUUGCAUUAUAUUGUUGUACCUUUGGCAUAAAAAUAGAUGAAUAAUGCGUCUCUAGAUUAAAUCAAUGAUCUUCAAAAUUCAUUUCACGUCAGAUGGUCUUUCUUUUUGAAAUGAUUCCUAUAAGGUU